AGCAGGAGAAGAAGGCAUUUUCAGAAACACGAAAUGGAAAGUUUUUCAUUAUUUCUUAAAAGGGGUGUAUGUGUACUGGAAUUCUUCAGUAUAUAAUUUAGAUUAUAAUACUUUUUUCAAUAUUUUUUCACUCAACUGAAUCAUUUUUCUACAAAUUAGUUAAUUCGACUUUAAGAGAAGAUGACAGAAGUAAAGUUGAUACAUUGGAAGCUUACUGUUAUAUGUUAAACGAACAUUUAUACACUCAGUGUGACGACAUGUGUUUAACAACUCUUUAUCGUGAUGUUACUUUAACGGACGAAAUGAUGGACGAAUAUCGACAGGCCGUUGGUACAUUUAUCAAAUGGCUUGCAUUUACUUUGACAUUGAAAAAUCGUGAAGUAGCUGAAAUGUUUUGUUAUAAUACAUCGUUUAUUAUUGAAUUUGAUACUCGAUUCAGUAUGAGCAGUGACAUUUCACUGCUUUCGCAUCAUCCUAAUGAGGAAGAAGUACUUCUAACGGCUGGACAUGGUUUUUACGUUGACAAAGUUGAAGAUCAUGCAUCAAAUGGAGAAUAUUUAAUUUAUCUUGCAGGAUGUUAA
Molecule: messenger RNA, 581 nt
Organism: Didymodactylos carnosus
Lineage: Eukaryota; Metazoa; Rotifera; Eurotatoria; Philodinida; Philodinidae
Source: the annotation of a GenBank genome assembly